This is a messenger RNA of Brassica napus (rape), 690 nucleotides long. RefSeq lists its product as uncharacterized. The transcript has a single exon. The coding region runs from base 1 to 690 and encodes 229 amino acids. The record is from RefSeq and is a predicted model, not a curated record. NCBI's taxonomy places the organism in Eukaryota, Viridiplantae, Streptophyta, Magnoliopsida, Brassicales, Brassicaceae.
AUGCAGCCAGAGGUAUUUCUUGAUCUAUGUGACAAGAUAGAGAAUCAAUACAAGAUGAAAUCUUCACGAAAUAUGUCGGUGAAAGAGAGUGUUGCAAUAUUUUUGUACAUCUGCGGUCACAAUGCCACUCAGAGAAGCGUCAUGAGAAUGUUUGGACACUCACAAGAGAGCAUAUUUAGAAAGUUUCAUGAAGUUCUUGAUGUCAUGGAACUUAUGGCAAUAGAUAUGUUCAAGCCGGAUCCAACAAAUCUCACUCAAGUCCAUCGAAAGCUGCAGUCAGAUAGACAUUAUGGAUCAAACUUCAAGGGCUGUAUAGGUGCAAUGGAUGGAACACAUGUUCCUGUUAUGGUCUCAGGACGAGAUCAACAACGAUACUGGAACAGGAAAAAUCAAUGCAGCAUGAAUAUUCUAGGAAUAUGCAACUUAGACAUGUUGUUCACAUAUGCAUAUGUUGGUGUGCCUGGGUCUGCUCAUGAUGCAAAGGUUCUAGCAUUGGCUAUGGAAGAUCCUAUUUUUCCGCAUCCACCUUUAGGCAAAUACUAUCUUGUUGAUUCAGGGUAUGCUUUACGUCGUGGAUAUCUGGCACCAUAUAGACAAUCUCGGUACCAUCACGGUCAGUUUCAAAAUCAAGCACCAUAUAGAUCCUAUUUUUCCGCAUCCACCUUUAGGCAAAUACUAUCUUGUUGUUAG